Molecule: messenger RNA, 888 nt
Organism: Seminavis robusta
Lineage: Eukaryota; Bacillariophyta; Bacillariophyceae; Naviculales; Naviculaceae
Source: the annotation of a GenBank genome assembly
AUGUUUACAUAUAUGGAUUUGCAAAUGCCUCUGGAUGUCUUGUUGCCAUUGGAACUCUUCGAAAUGACCAGUUUGGUAUCCCUCGAUGUGGCCGCCAAUCACUAUCUCUCGGGAACCAUUCCCACACAGCUGCAAUUCAUGACGCAACUCACAUCACUUCGACUCAACAACAAUGUUCUGACAGGGCCCAUCUACAGCGAAUUGGGGUUGUUGACGCAAUUGGCGCGCUUGGAAUUGUAUGCCAACGAUUUGACUGGAACCCUUCCAACAGAACUUGGUCUCUGGACAGGCAUGCGAAAUUUGGCUCUGGGUCCGUCCCUCCUCACAGGUUCCGUCCCUAGCCAAGUGGGCCGUUUAUCCAACCUGGUAAAACUUUUCUUGCAAGAAAGCACCUUGUCGGGCAACCUCCCGAGUGAGUUGGGAUUGUUGACAGCCUUGACGAGGCUGUGGAUCCACCACAAUCACGUCGGUGGUCCACUCCCCACAAUGCUGGGUCCAUCGCUCCAACAGUUGUGGCUCCAACAUAAUCAAUUCACAGGUCCGAUGGCCAUUGGCUGGUGGCCAUCGCUCUACGAAUUGCAAAUGGGAAACAAUCUGGUUUCGGGGACCAUUCCCUCGGAGCUGGCGUUGUUGUCCAAUGUGCGAGAACUGGAGAUGUCCAAUUUGACAAAUCUAGAGGGAACCAUUCCACCCGAGAUGGCGUCUUUGACCUUGUUGGGACACUUUGACGUGAGCGGCAGCUCUGGGAUUGUCGGAACCAUUCCACCCGCCUUUUGCAAAUUUCAGCAGAACGCGUCGUGCACAUACCAGUCCAAGUUUGGUACAAACAAUUGUGUUUUGGAGUAUGAUUGUUCCGAUAGGUUGUGCGGAUGUAGCUGUCCUUGCUAA